Hydra vulgaris (swiftwater hydra) is the source of this 6739-nucleotide messenger RNA. RefSeq names its product thyroid receptor-interacting protein 11. The record is from RefSeq and is a predicted model, not a curated record. Gene Ontology annotation, cellular component: Golgi apparatus. Lineage: Eukaryota; Metazoa; Cnidaria; Hydrozoa; Anthoathecata; Hydridae. Gene Ontology annotation, molecular function: small GTPase binding. Gene Ontology annotation, biological process: endoplasmic reticulum to Golgi vesicle-mediated transport; Golgi organization.
GAUUAGUAAUUGUUUCUAUGGUAAAAUUAAUCUGUACUUUUAAAUGAAAAUUACUUUUAUUGUAACCAAUAAUAAAUUAUUUUAAACUAAUCUAUGAUUAUGUUUUUGUUUUGAAAAUAAUAAAUGAUAAUCUCUAAGAAAUUAUUAUUUUUUUAAAUAACAAAUAAUUUAUGUAAACAACUUUUCUUUUAUACAAAUAGUUUAAUGUAAAAUAUGUCAUGGUUAAAUAUAAGUGGAAGUUUAUCUUCCAUUUCAAACAACAUUUCAACUUUUACAAGAGAAGUUCUCACUGAGGCAACAGCUGAUAUGUACAAAGAUUCUGAUACAGAAGAUGAUGUUGAAGAGUCUAAUUCUGAACAUAUGCUCAGUGGAGUUGAAGUAUUAGCCAAUGACACAGUAGAUUUAAUAACUAAUGAACUAGAUCAUUUAAAGUUAGAAAUAUCUUCCAAAGACGAACAGAUCCGCUUUCUGGAACAGGAAAAUAAUAAAUUGCAAAUUAAUUUUGAAAAGCAUGUCACCAAACUUCAACAACACAUUCACGACAAGGACGAAGAAGUUGAAAUACUUUCGGAAAAACUUAAAAAUUUAGAAGCAGAUUUUGUGGGCAAAAUAGAGGAUUUGACAUUUGAACGAGAUUCACUUAAUGCUAAAUUAGAUGCUAAAGAUAACGAUUGGGGUAACAACUGGUCAAAUGAAGGCACUAAUGAUGAAGAGCUAGAAAAUCUAAAGCUUGAAAACGAAUCUUACUCCAAUGAGUUGAUGAUGAAAGAAAUAGUAUUAAAUUCAAUAGAAACAAGAAUGAGGGAGAUUUCAAAACGAGAUAUAGAUGCAGCUGAUUUUUCUGUUUGGCUAGAUGAAUAUUUGCAGAGCAAUAAAGAGUCUAUUAUUUUGAAGUGGUUAAACAGUACUUUAAAUGAUGAAAAACUUUAUUUUGAGCUAAGUACUUUAGAGAAAACUGAACAGUGGUUGUCUCAUUGUUUAGAAGCGAAGAACAAAUAUGAUGCCACAAUUUCUGAUUUGGAAAAAAAAAAUUUUGAUCUACAAAGUACCAUAGAUAAAAUUGCUAACACCGUGACAGAUCAUUUUGGUUUAUCUUUUAAUACAAAGGAUCAUGCUGGAAAUUCUCAAAAUAAUUUUGCAAUUCAAGGUUUUGAAGAAUGGAUAAAAUCUUUAAAAAUAAAUCAACAAGAAAUGAACGAAAACAAAGCGUUUUUGAAUCAAAUACAAGCUGAAAUUCGAGAAUUUGAUGUCGAAGAUGAGAGCUUUAAUAUAAAAGACUUUUCCAAGUGGAUUGAAAAAGUACAGGUUCGAAUAGAUGACCUUGAAGUUGAACUUCUAAAUGUGCAAGAUAUUAAAGAGAAAAAUGAAAAGCAGCGAUGUAUUGAACGUGCAAAGCUAGAAGAGCUAUUUAUUGAAAAACAAAAUGAAAUUGCACUCUUAAAAGUUGAGCUUUAUAAUAAGUCUAAUUUUGUAGAAUCAAGUUACAAUGAAACUGAAAUUAAAGAUGAUUUAAAUGCUCUUCAUGAACAAUUGAAUGAAGUGCAUGCUAGGUGUGAUGCAUUUAAAAAUGAACUGACGUGUUGUCGUGUAGAAAACGAUAAGUUAUUAGAAACUGACAAGGAAAAUAAAUUGUUAAUUGAAGAUUUAAAGCAUACUAACAUAACACUUGAAGCUAGAGUGAAUGAACUUUUAAAUGAAAUAGAAAAAUAUCAUUCAGAAAAUUUAGCUUUUAAAAAUGUUAAUGGAGGACUUCAAGUACAAGUUGAUGAGCUAAUGAGCAAAUGCGCCUUGUUAACUCAGAAACCUGUAGGUGAAAAUCCAGCGAAGGUUGACUGUUGCAUUAGAUGUGAUCAAAAUGAAACGGCUGCAAAGGUAGCAGAUGAAAAAUUCAGUAAACUUAAAAUUAGGUAUGCAAAACUUAUACGCCAAAAAGAAAAACUUGAGAAAGAUUACUCACAUAUGACCAAUAAUUCUCAAGAAUUAAUUGACCUAAAAAAAAAACUAGAAAACCAGUACUUGUAUUUAACACAAAUUAACAAUCUACUUAAUGAUAAUGAAAUUAAUUAUGAUCUUGUUGAAAAUGUACUUAAAAUGGACAACAAUGAUGACAAUAGGCUGUUCGCAGAAAUUAUCAGAAAAAUUUUGGCAGCUUUAUUGUUGUUGCGUAAGAAGUACAAUGACUUCAAUUCAUUUGCAGAAAAUAAUCUUUUAAGAACAAAGAAGGAAGAAUUGAUAACUGAAGAAAAUUCUUUACAAGACUUAUUAACUCCAUUGGAGCAAACAAGUGAUUGGCAAUCAAAUUUUAAUGUUCAAAUUGAUGUAAAUAAUGCUGUUAUUGAAAAUAAAAUCGAAUCAACAGGUUAUAUAGCUGAGCUAGAAGACAAAGUUGAAGUAUUACAAAAAAUUAAUGAUUUAAAUGAUCUUGAAGGAAAUAAAAGAAUAAAUUCUGAACAAAUAUCACAUAGUUAUGAACAGGAGAUUCUCAAUACUUCUUUAGAAAGUCAAUUUUACCAGCAAAAAUGCAUUCAACUUGAGAAAGAAGUCUCAGAAUUGAGAAUAAAGAUAAAUAGUUUAGUAAAGAAAGAUGAAAUGCAAUUAGCUUUGCAUGAGUAUGGUAUAAAUUCAAAAAUUCAAUGUGAACUGUCUGAAGAUGUUUUACAGGAGAAAGUUCAUCAACUGUCAUUAAUGUUAACUGAAAAGUCAGAAGAAUGUCAUACCCUCAAAUCAAAGCUCCUGUUCCUUGAAAAUGAAACAUCUGAUAUGGACUUGAUUAAAGAGGAAUGUAAGCAGUUAAAAGCAAUGCUUCUUGGUAAAGAAAAUCAAACAAAUAUAGAUGAUACUCUGUUAUUAUUGCAAGAUGAGUGCCAACAAUUAAAACAUUUACUUGCCAUUAAUGAUGCAGAAAAAAGAAAGCUACUGCAACUUAAUUUAGAAAAAGAUAAUGAAAUAUCAGACAUGCAGCUGUUGCGUGAAGAAUGCACUCAAUUAAAAAGAAUGUUAGUUAAUAGUUGUGAAUCAUCGCAGGCUAAUAGCGAACUUGAUAAUCUGAAGAUGAUUCUACAAGACAAAGAUUUAGAGAUUCAGAGACAAAGUGCCAUAAUCAUUGAUUUGCAAAAUAUGUCUUCUAACAUGGAGUUUGUCCAAGAAGAAUGCAAACAAUUAAAAAAAAUGUUAUUAGAUAGCUCAAUUAAACAUACAGGAGAUUUCCAAAAUAACUCUUUGAUAAACGAAGAAUCGAAUAGCUUUAUGGUACAAGUCCAAGAGCUUGAAGAGUUUUUGCGUGAAAAAGAACAUGAAAUUUUAGAGAAAAAUUCUGAGCUACAAAAUCAAUAUAAAGUCAUUGAAAACUUGAAAGAUUCAGUUUCUAAUAUGGAACUUAUUCAACAAGAAAACAAAUCUUUAAAGAAAAUGUUGUCGGAUAAAGAAGAAUUGUUUGCAGAGCUGCAAAAUGAUAUUGAUGGUGCAAAUCUGAUGUUGCAACUUAAAAACGAUGAUAUUAGACAACGAGAGAAGCAAUUUAAGGAUGGUGAAGUCCUUUUAAAUAAAACUAUUCAUUCUUUACAAUCAAAGGAACAAGAGUAUGAGUUAUUAAAACAAGAACUCAAUGAGAGUAUUUUGCAGAAUGAAAACAUUCAACUGUUGCAAACAGAAUAUAAAGAUGUUUUUGAUAAACUCAAUGCUACAAAAAAUGAAUUAAAUGAAACACGAAGAAAGCUUUCUGAUGUUGAAGUUGACCUUCAGCAAAUGAAAGAUUACAAAGAAAAAUGCUUUGAAUUGUCAGAAAAUUUAAAAAUAAAAAAUGAAGAAUUGCAACAUAUUAAAGCACAGUUAUCAGAGGCAGUGAUUUCAGAAAGAGAAACAAUAACUCACUUUCAAAAUGAACUAAUUGAAUUAAAAAAGAUGAUUUUGGAUAAAGAAAUGCAAUUAACUAGUUUGAAUGAGGUUUUGCUGACAAAAAAUGAAAAACUAGAAAGUAUACAUAAAAAAUAUGAUGAGGCUAGUUCUUUAAUUAAUGAUUUAACCAUAAAAAAUGAAUCAAAAGAAGAAAUUAUUCUUAAGUUAAAGACAGAUUUUUCUAACUUUAAUAAAGAGUAUUUAGAGAAAAUAAAAAAUCUUGAAACAUCUGAGAAGAAACUACAAGAAGAAUACUCUUUUUUAAAAGCAAAAUUGACUGAGCAAGAUUUGGUAGAAAAAAAUGCAAUAGUCAGUGAAUCAAACAAUGUUUUUAUUGAUGACAAAUUUUGUUCUAAGUGUGCAGAAUUAAACUUGCAGUUAACAAAUAUUCAUAAAGCAGUCAUAAAGUUAAAGUUUAUGCAACAUGAAGAUAUUGAAAUUAUUGAGAAUAACAGACAUUUAGAGAAAUUAUCUGAUUCUAUUAUUACUGAUGAAAACACAGAAAAAGGUAAUAUAUAUUCAGAAAUAAUUUCACAUUUUCAAUAUGCACUAGCUGUGCAUGAAAAGACUGUAAAUACCAUAAACAAACUUUUGUCUAAGCUCAAAGACUCUGAUGAUAAUUUUGAAAAAUUGAAAAUGUCGUAUGAACUAAAGUAUGCAGACAUGGAGAGUCAAAUUUUAGAAUAUAAAGAAUUAGAAUCUAUAUAUGAGAAUGCCUAUAGUGAAAAAGAGUCUCUACAAAAAAAUUAUAAAAAUAAAUGCAUUGAGUACAAAGAACUUGAAGAGCUGUACAAUUUAAAGUCUGUUGAAUGCAAGGGCAUGGAAACUAAGAUAGCUACUCAUUAUUCAGAGUUACAAGUUUUACAAAAUCAGUAUGAAGAAAAGUGCACUGAAUGUAUGUUACUCAGUGAAAAGUUAGAUACUCAAAAAAAAGAAUACCUAGUUGAAAUAGACUGUAUUAAAAAAUCUCUUUGUGAGUCUUUAGACAAUUCCUCGAAAGAAAUUGACAUAUUGAAAAAUGAAGUGUCUAAAUUAAGUCAGAAAAAUGAAACACACUUUGACACAACACAAGAUGAAAUAUCAUUACUACAAACCCAGCAUAUAGAAAAGUUAUCAGAAAUGGAAAACUUGUUCAAACGUGAAAUGGAAAAUGUUUUAAAUAAACACUUUUUAGAGAAGGAAGAAAUAGUUCGGAAUUAUCAACAACAAGUUCAAAGUCUGCAUCUUCUUGUUCAAAAUGCAAACGAAUGUUCAGACUGCAUUAACCUAAAAAAGAAACUUGCUCAGAUCACUGAUAUAAUAGAUGAAAAAAAUUGUGAGUGUGAAAAGCUAAAAUUUGAUAUUUUAAAAUUAGAAGAAAAGCUGACUGAGCUUGAACAAAAUAAUAACAACAUGCAGGGUUUUAACAAAAUUGAAUUUGAUAAUAUGAAAAAUGACCUAGAAAUAAAGAAUGAAAAAAUCAAACAGUUAACAUUAGCACUGGAAGAUAAUGAAGCACGAAUAGAAAUUAGGAACAAAGAGCGGAUCAUUUUGGAAGACUUUGCUCUUCAAAAAGCUGAACUAGAAAAUGAGAAAAAGAUAUGGGUUAUUGAAAAACAACAACUCACAAAACAGAUUCAAGAGUUGGAAGUUUUGAUGAAGCAUAAAGAGGUACGUCAUAAAGAAAAUGAAGUGAAGAUAACCAGAGAGUUGGAAAGACUUAGGAAUCAUUUAAUCAUGACUGAAGAUAAUCAUACAAAAGAUAUACUAGAACUGCAUGAAAAAGAGGCUGCAUUGCAAAAAGAAUUGGAAGAAGCAAAAGAUGCAUUAAAAAAAAAGAAUAUAAUAUUAAGUGAUUCAAGUAAACAAUUUCAAGAACAUGUAUUUUCUAUUGAAGAACAGCUACAUCAUGUAUCUAGUCAAAGGGAUUUAAAUCUACUUGAUCUGUCAAAGUAUAAACAACAGAGUGAACAUGACAAAGCUGCUAUUUUUAACUUGCAGCGUGCUCUUGAGCAAUUAGAAAAAGAAAAAAGAGAGCAAUACGAUAACUUGGUUUCACUUACUAAGCGAAAGCAAGAUGAGUUGGAAUUGAGAAUCAAAAAUUUGUUAGAGGAACAGCAGAUUUCAAAAAGAAAAAUAGAAGAUGCAUCACUGGCUGUACAAGGCAUCUCUAAACUAAACAUUGAACUCAACCAUAAAGAACAAGAGCUGGUUAAUAAACAAAAUAAAAUAAAUGAGUUGACUCUAGCACUUGAACAGCGCAACUCUCAAUAUAAAAGCAUUCAGGUUGCUUCAGAUGGAAAAAUUGAUAAGUUUCUUAUAGCAAACUUACUGCUUCGCUACUUUCAGUCACCCAAUGAUAAACGAUCUGAUAUUUUGCAGGUAGUAGGAGGUUUGCUCGGAUGGACCCAUCAUGAUAUAAAGCAGAUUGGUGAUGGAUCUGCUCCAAAUAAAGGUUGGAUACCGAGUGUAUGGGGCUUCUCAACUCCAAAGAAAGCAUCAGUUUCAAAAAAUCAGUUUAAUAAUAUGAAUCAGUCGUUUUCGGAGUUGUUUGUAAAGUUUCUUGAAACAGAGACUGAUGACAAACCAAAAAUGAAUGCUGCUUCUCUUCUGAAUGGUAAUCUUGUAGGACCUAAUGUAGUCAUGCUUUCUCCUACUCCAGAUAUUUUAACAUUUCACAACAACCACAAUGAAACUAGUCAACAAACAAGAAUUCCUGCUCCUGGUCAAGAAAUACCGCGAGUUCACACCCAUCACGCUCAAAAUGCUCUCAAGACUAUUCUGUCCUAAAUUGUAAUAUAUUUUUAUAUUUAUUUAUAAUAAAUGUGAAUUUUUUUUUUUAUAUAAAUAUAUUUAUAUAAUUUUA